AGCUUUGAAUGGUUCACUGGAAAGCAACAACAGAAAUUUGAAACAGCUUAUUGUUAUCGAAUGGGUUCAUAAAACUCGAAAAACUUCAGCAGAACGUGAACAUUUUUGCCCUAUUUUUUCUGUUAAUCCAGUCAGUAUUCAGGAUUCAAACAACCAGUUUAAUAAUUAUUAAUACUUGGUCGUAAGAGGGGAGGAACAACUGGUUUCUUUGGAGCACAGUGGCAGGUGGGAAAGGGUGACAGACGGAGUAACAGCAGCGUUAAUGAAACUAUGUUACAGAUGUCGUUAUAGAAGUGAAUGACUGUAUGUGGAUGACUCUCCCAUUCAUACCAUCUUCCUCAUGCCUGUGCUAGAAUGCAAUGUCAGGUGGAAUGCAGAUGGAUACCGUACGCCAUGUUAGGAUAAAGACUAAGGCCGUGUUGAACAUGCUAAAGCGGUUGGAUAAAAUCCGUUUCCGGGGCCAGCGGCCAGAUGUGUUCCUGGACCUGGGCGACUCGCCGAAUGCAUCUGACACUGAAUGUAUUGAAGAGAUUCCCAUAAAGCCUCGCCCCUCCCUUAAAAUUAAAGACACUGAGGAACAGCAAGACCCAGUGAAUGUCCCUGCUGGUCCAGUGACUCCCGCGAUGGCUGCUGUCGUUCUGGACGACCAGAGGUCUGAGGCGGAUCGGCUCAAUGAGUUGAAAGGUCACCUGGAAAUUGCCUUACUUGAGAAACACUUCCUACAGGAGGAGUUGAGGAAACUUCGAGAUGAAACCAACAUUGAAACCCUGAAACAGGAGUUGGAGAAGGAGAAGUCAAAAAGGCUGGACUUGGAACUGAAAUUGAGCUUAGUGGAAGAUUCUCCAACACCACUAGCUAGAACAACUCCCUCUCCUCUCACCGCCAACGGUACCGGUACGCAAGAAACAGACAAACAGAAGGACACUGCAUACUCGCGGCUGCAGACGUGGCUGUACAACCGGUUCGGAGCGUACAUUGAGGACUUCCGCUUCCAGCCAGAGGAGAACACAGUUGAACCAGAGGAGCCUUUGAGCGCUAAGAGACUGACUGAGAACAUGAGAAGACUCAAGCGAGGUGCCAAACCAGUCACAAACUUCAAGAGAAAUCUUUUUGCCUUAUCCAGCUGGCACUCUGUGUAUACAUCAGCCUUCGCCUUCAUUAUCUACAUGAACGCCGCGUGGCACGGCUGGGCCAUCCCACUCUUUCUCUUUCUAGCCAUUAUCAGGCUGUCCUUGAACUACCUAAUUUCCAGAGGUUGGAGGAUCCAGUGGAGUAUAGUGCCUGAGGUCUCGGAACCUGUGGAUCCCCCAAAGGAAGAUCUGACGGUUUCAGAGAAGUUCCAGUUAGUUCUUGAUGUAGCUCAAAAAGCACAGAAUAUAUUUGGGAAGAUGGCCGACGUCUUGGAGAAAAUAAAGAACCUGUUCAUGUGGGUUGACCCUGAGAUGACUCAGAAGCUCUACAUUGGUCUAUGGGUGGCUUUCAUCUGCUCCUGUCUCCUGCCAUAUAAACUCAUGGGCUUCGUGAUGGGGCUGUACGCAGGCUUCAAGUUCUUCGUUGUCGACUUCAUCUUUAGGAGCUGCCCCAAACUGAGGGACAAGUACGACACUCCUUACAUCAUUUGGACCAGCUUGCCCACGGACCCCCAGCUGAAGGAGCGCGGGGGCGCGUCACUCUCACGACGGCUUUCUGGGUAUGAAAAGAUCCAUCCGGCGGUAGCCCGUGGCAGUCAAGGAAUGGCCGUGCCGUGCGGCACGGGUCUGGAGGAGCCAACGGGCAGGGCCUAUAACACCAAGAAGGGAGCGUUCCACGAGGUCUUCAACCUGUCUGAGGAUGAGCGCCCCCUAGCAGUGUGUGAGAAUGGGUGGCGAUGCUGCUUGAUCAACAGGGACCGGAAGACACCCACUGACUACAUCCGAAAUGGUGUGCUCUAUGUCACUGAGAAUUACCUUUGCUUUGAAAGCUCAAGCUCCAGGUCAAACUCCUCUAAGAAGAACAAAGUCAUCAAACUGACAGACAUCAACGAUAUUCAGAAGUACAAGGUCCUGUCUGUGUUGCCUGGGUCAGGAAUGGGAAUCUCCAUAGCAACGCCGUACACCCAGAAGCCGAUGGUGUUUGGUGCCAUGAUCCACAGGGACGAGGCCUUUGAAGCCAUCUUCACACAGUACAAGAAGAUAGUGACCACCACAGCCACCUGCACUGAGACCUAACACACCAAGAUGGCUGCCUAUACAAGGAACUUCUUUGGCUUACACUGAUGUAGAGAGAGCAAGGUUGUACACACAGUGCCACCGAGGCUACUGGCUAUUUAGGACAUAUGAAAGUAUAUUACUGUUCAUGCCAGGUUGGUGGCAUUGUUCCACCAAGACACUUGGCACAUAGUAUUUGACGAUAGUAUGCGCUUGAUCUAAGGCCUUGUCCAUCAGUAUAGAUCAGGAUCUUGUCACUGAUGACUGUAGCUCCUCAUAAGGUCUGAUUAAUGUAUUACCACACCUGGAGCCACUCACUAUCGCUGCCCCCUGCCACCGAUAGUUUUUAUGGUCGUAGCCUGUAGGGGUUCUCGGGGAGUUUUGGCCUGUGAACCCAUUUUGAAAUCAAAAUGUUUGCGAUCACCCCCAUGGAAAAAAAUAAUGAAAUCUACGACUAGUCUUUAUCGUUUUUUUUACUUGAAGGGAUGUACGGUUUGAAAUGCAGCAAAAAAAAUGGGACGUUCAGGAAAACAUCAAGAUCAUCUAUAACUGUGUAUAUCAUCUGUAUAGAACAGAUCAUAUAUGAUGUUCUUUUCCCUCUAGUCAGCCUGGUCUUGCUGGAAGACGUGUUCUUGGGUAUGCUAGCGUUCAGGAAUGGGGUCGUAAUAUAUUUUUUAUAGUUAAGGUCUUAUUACCAGUAAGAAAAUGCAGAACUCUUUAUUAUAACCCUACCAUGCAAGAUACUGUUUUUGCUUGUGACCCUAUUUUUAAAUCAGACGACCGCACAUGGGUCCGCAACGCCUAGUUUGGGAAACGCUGUUAUAAAGCCUAAUGGGCAAGCCUGAUGUCUUUUUCUAUCCUGGGGUAAGACAUUUUCAACUCUCGCUUUCAUUGGAUGUCAGCCUGUGUGAAUGUUACACGCGUGAGAAUGAGUUGUGGUAAAAAGUGCGUGAGUGUGUGUGUGGCAGUUCGGGGUCAUCCUUUUAUGGACAACUCUGUCCUGCUUCAGGAGGCCGUGUCUCCACGCAUGCCUGAUAGGGCUGUCCGACACUCCCAGUCUAUAUUACAAAUUAGCACUUAUUACUCCACUUAAUUCUCUUUGCCUCUGCCUUUAAUAGUAUUUACUUAAACGAAUAUAAAUAUUGACAGCCUUAUGCAGGUCAUUGAUGUAAUUUUGGCUCCAUGUCAGUUAUGCAGCACACUGUUUUAAUGUUGAAGAAUAAUGCUUAUAUUUAGGAAAACCUUAUGUGCUACUGUAAUGAAAGGUGCUUUAGUGGUCAUUCCAACAAUAGCCUUUAGGUGUAACUGUUUUAUUUUGUUGUUCAGGGACAGAACAGGAAUAAUUGAAUGAAGGGCAGCAAAAAGUCAAAAGCCUGGGGAAUACUGAAGCUAUUCUAGGGAAUAACCUUGUCACAUGCAUUUGUGUCUUUGCAGAGAACAUGUAUGGAUUUGACGUGUACAUGUUAAGGAGUCAUGAUACAGUCAUAAAGCCCCACACGCCAUAAUUCACCACUGAGUACUUCUGAAGCCUUACAGUAUAUUGUAGAACCUUUUUUAUAUGUAAUAUGGCAUUAUACAUAAUUGGUUCUGUCCAACUAUGUAACUCCUUUAGGCGUUCCAGAAUCCUUUGGAAUAUAUUGCAGAACAGGUUACAUUACAUGUGAAGCUAAACCAAAACAAUCAAAUCUCCAAAAAGUAGAAGCCUUUUCUGAGCCUUGUUCACCCACUCAGUGAUGCCUUAUCAAAUGUUCUGACA
Messenger RNA from Esox lucius (northern pike), 3942 nucleotides. It is a transcript of the gene gramd4b, whose product is annotated as GRAM domain containing 4b. Gene Ontology annotation, biological process: apoptotic process; negative regulation of toll-like receptor 9 signaling pathway. The transcript is spliced from 21 exons. NCBI's taxonomy places the organism in Eukaryota, Metazoa, Chordata, Actinopteri, Esociformes, Esocidae. The record is from RefSeq and is a predicted model, not a curated record. The coding region runs from base 360 to 2207 and encodes 615 amino acids.